Messenger RNA from Williopsis jadinii, 573 nucleotides. Its product is annotated as serine/threonine-protein kinase. Gene Ontology annotation, molecular function: protein kinase activity; ATP binding. The annotation marks the transcript as partial. The record is from RefSeq and is a predicted model, not a curated record. Lineage: Eukaryota; Fungi; Ascomycota; Saccharomycetes; Phaffomycetales; Wickerhamomycetaceae. Gene Ontology annotation, biological process: protein phosphorylation. The transcript has a single exon.
GAGAAGGUUCGAAGAGAGAUUGCCAUAAUGAAGAAGAUCAACCAUCCAAAUGUUGUACAGUUGAAGGAGGUGAUGGAUGAUGAAAAUUCCAGAAAAAUAUACCUGGUGCUCGAAUACUUGGAGAGAGGUGAGGUUAAAUGGCAGAGGGCACCUGGUGUGCCGUUAAUGUCCAUCAGUGAGUCCAUGAAAGUGUUUAGAGACGUUGUCCUAGGCUUGGAAUACUUGCAUUAUCAAGGCAUCGUCCACCGUGACAUCAAACCGGCAAAUUUGCUCAUUGCAGGGAAUGGUGCUGUGAAGAUCUCUGAUUUUGGUGUGUCAUUUGCUUCAUCUCUCAAGACUGGUGAACAAGAUGAUUACGAUUUGGCUAAAAGUGCAGGUACCCCAGCCUUCUUAGCCCCAGAGCUCUGUGGAUUCUCCAUGGAUGAUAAGCAGCACCCAAAGAUCAACUACAAGAUUGAUAUCUGGGCACUAGGAGUGACGCUAUACUGUUUCCUGUUUGGUAAGUUGCCCUUCUGGGCAAAGAACGAGUUUGAGCUCUUUGACGUUAUAUGUCAUGAAGAACUGGAUAUCCCG